Molecule: messenger RNA, 2241 nt
Organism: Brugia malayi
Lineage: Eukaryota; Metazoa; Nematoda; Chromadorea; Rhabditida; Onchocercidae
Exons: 15
Coding region: 1-2241 (746 amino acids)
Source: RefSeq, a predicted model, not a curated record
AUGAGAUUGGUAUUCACUUCCUGGGAGUCUGAAUCUGAAGAAAUUUAUAAGAAAGGAUGGAAAAUACUUGCAGAUCCAACAGUUUUAACUUCAAGGGACGUCGUGAUUUAUCACGGUGACAUUCUUGCUUUAGAGGAUGGCACUGUAUACAUGUAUACGUUAUCUGGUACCAAGAAACCGUAUCUAACCGAAACUUCGUUUUCUUCAUCUCGUUUCAUUUCAUUCCAUGCCGCCUAUGAAAAAUUAUUUUUGGUAAGUGAGGAAGGUCGUCUUUUCGGUUGUGGGCAUACUACUUACGGUGAAUGUGGCGUGAUUUCUCCAAAUCCCAUUGAAUCGUUGCGGGAAAUUGAAUUGGUCAUACCACCAGCUGUUUGCCCUCAUGGAUCUUCGGUUACUACUGCAGAGUCACUGAAGGUGAUGCUUGUUCGAACGUCCAUGUCAGAGGUUUGCCUCAUUGAUUUUCAUGGUCAAUUGUGGAAAUACGGUGGUGGACGAUUAGAAUUUGAUUCACUUGGACGCAUUCAAGUGCGACCUCUACAAAUUGCGUCAAGACGGAAAGUUUUGCAGUUGUGUGCCGGAAGGGAACAUUUUGUCUGUCUAGCAGUCCCUUUGACUGAUGAAAAUAAUGAUACAGAUGCUAAAAAUCCACCAACUCUGGGGAUUCAGAGGUCGAACAAAUGUGAAAAAUGUCGAGAUGAAUGUGAGCUACGGCUGAGUGCAUUAAUGCAUAUAGCUGAUCAAGAUCAGGAUCAGAAAAAUGAAUCACGAUUUUCAUUUGCAAGCUGUGAGGAGUUGGCUGUGAAAAGAAGUUUCCACAGUCCAUGUUUGUUUCUGGAUACUGAUAAUAGUUCAAGAGAACACCAAAUACUUCCAUUCUGUGGUUCAUCAAAUGCAACUAAGACCUCAGUUGUAAAGUCGGGCAAAGAAACUUCUUUGAUGAAGUUUGAUGAAUUUGAAAUGGCAGAAAUGAAAAAUAUUAAUGUUCGGGGUGGACUUAGAAAAAAUUCGACAUCUGCUUCAGCAGAAAAUCUACUUGAUAUAGAAGACUCAUCAUCAACUAAUGGGAGUCCUUCACAAUCAGAUGGAAAAGUUUCACUUACCGGUUUACAUAAUUCGGACUUAUUACCAGAAAUUUGGACAUGGGGUGCUAAUGGAAAUGGCCAGUUGGGACAUGGGGAUUUGACAGCGAGGAGGGUUCCAUUCAAAAUAGUCGAUUUAUGUAGAAUGUACUGUAUCAAAGUGGCAGCAGGGGACGAUCAUACUAUAGCACUUACGGGAACUGGCAAGUUGUAUGUGUGGGGAUCAAACAAUGCUGGACAACUAAAACAAGCAAAAUUGUCGUAUAUAACCAAACCAACGCUUUUUAAAGUCGGAAACCAUUCUUUUGUUUUGGAUGCAUUCGCAAGCGGUUGUCAGACAGGUGUUAUUAUUGGUGGUAUGGCAAAUUCUGCCAUGCUUUAUCUCUGCGGAAGUAAUACUGCGGAGCAAUCACCACAGUCACUAUCACUACCAAAAGAGAUUGGCUGGCCGAGUUGGAUUUUGACUGCAAAUCAGAACCUUGUAGUUGGAGCACAUGAAUCAAUAGCUGACAUCGAUAGGCAUUUCCUACGUGUGUUCGUUUUCUUUCGAUAUGCGGAAUUUAUGCAGCGGAUUUGUCAAAUAUGCCAAAAAAUCUAUGAAAGAAGUUAUGCUGUAAAUAAUCCAUAUUUGUCAAAACUGUUAAAUAAGCUUACUUUAUCAUCGGCAAGAUAUUCAACGCGAAUGUUCAGAUUAAUGAACAUGAUGCGUGACAGUUUUUGCAAUACAGGCCAUUUAUCGAUUGGAAAAACCUUGAAAACCUACAUAAAGAAAUACUUAUUGAAUGCUGUUUUCCAGUUUCAUGCAGAUUUUGUAGAGUGUCUUGCUUAUGGAUGUUUUACUGAGUUCGAUGUUAGAGAUGAAAUCCAUCGAACUGACUGGGACGAUAUUGUCGCUGCCAUCAGUAGUGAAGAACUAGAGGAGGAAAUAAACAAAAUGUCCUUCUGCUAUGAUGUUGGAAGAAAUAGUCAAGAUAUUCAUUUGCGGCGGUUGUUUCAACUAGCUUUCAGUUGUCCAUGCAAACUUGCCGAUAUAACUGGAAUUGGUGACAUCUUAGAGGUAAGCAUAGGUUUUAGUAUUAUGGCUAUAGUAAUGAUAUCGUUUAGAACAAAUAAUAUGGCCAUACUAUGUCAAAUAAUACGUCACGAUCGUUGCAGUACUUAA